Molecule: messenger RNA, 645 nt
Organism: Saccostrea cuccullata (small rock oyster)
Lineage: Eukaryota; Metazoa; Mollusca; Bivalvia; Ostreida; Ostreidae
Exons: 1
Coding region: 1-645 (214 amino acids)
Source: RefSeq, a predicted model, not a curated record
AUGCCUCAGAGCAUAACCAGUGUAAAUGAUGAUCUAGGUAUGCAUGUUACUCAGUCAGUUAAACAAAAAAUCAUGAAAGGGGAGUUUGUAGAAUUGCAUACACUUUUGAAUAAGCAAACAGAUAUUGAUGCACAGGAGAGUAGAGUUCUAUUUACAAAUGGUCAACUCACAUUAAAACCUGCAAAUACAAUCAAAAUUACAACAAUUGACACUUGGCUGGAUGCAUUUUUUAUUUAUAUGAGUAUUUAUUUGUCAGCACAUAUUGAUCAAACUCACAGCCUUAUCAAAUAUAUCGCUAAUGUCAAAGUCGGUGCCAGUCGGGUUUCUGGUGGAUUAGGUUGGAGAGAAUACGACCGACAAUUUCGACUGAAAAGAGCCAAAGAUAACAGUAUUUCCUGGGACAAAAUCGACCCAGAGCUUUGGCUUCUUUACAUAACCCCAAAUACUAACUCAGUAUAUAAAAAUUCUCAGGUCAGCUCAAAAUUUUGUUAUGAAUACAACAACAAAGGCUCUUGUCGCAUGCAAAAUUGUCAAUAUCAACAUCAGUGUUUAAAGUGUCAAAACAAACAUCCUGCAAUUCAUUGUCCUGAUAAACAAGCUGCACAGAGGACAUCGUCCUCUAGGGCUUUUCAAGCCCCCUUCUAA